This is a messenger RNA of Physcomitrium patens, 2255 nucleotides long. The record is from RefSeq and is a predicted model, not a curated record. Lineage: Eukaryota; Viridiplantae; Streptophyta; Bryopsida; Funariales; Funariaceae.
GCAUUUUUUUGGAAUUUGCGAUUUUACUUACAGUGCUUCAUGGUGAGAGAUGUGCGGGGCACUGAUUUUAUGCAAGAUUUUGGGUGCAAUAUGUGUUGUGGAUGCUACCGAGUGAGGCCAACAUUUCUGGAACGUCUUAGGGUUUUCUGUAUUCUGAGGAGUUGGCGUUCUUCGGACGAGCAUCUAGAUUGUUAUCGGGAUUGCCGAUCAUGCUUUCUGCGAGGAGAGAUUGUGAAUUGUGUGGAAAACGAGGAUACUACUGCUUAGAUCUGAAGCCUGACUUGGUCAAAUGUGAAAUCGUCGACGUGAAAUUUGCCGUGGAAUGUAAUACUGCUCUGGUUUCUCGGCAAUAUGUGGACAUGUCCAGGAUACGAAUUGAAGGGUUACUGGCUACUUUUCCGAAGCUUGUUGGUAUCGGCAAGCAGCACACAUACGUAGAAACCGACAGUGUCCGUUAUGUCUAUCAGCCAAUGGAAUCAUUGUACCUUCUUCUAGUGACCAAUAAGCAGAGCAAUAUUCUAGAAGAUCGUGAAACCUUGCAACUGCUCUCCAAGAUCGUACCUGAAUAUGUACCAUCCCUUGAUGAGGAGGGUAUCUGCAGGAUGGCUUUUGAGUUAAUAUUUGCGUUUGAUGAAGUGAUCUCUCUGGGUCAUAAAGAAAACGUCACUAUUGCGCAAGUAAAGCAGUACGUGGAGAUGGAGAGUCACGAAGAAAGGCUGCAUAAGCGCAUUAUGGAAAGCAAAAUUAACGACACAAAAGAUCACAUGAAGCGUAAAGCCAAUGAGAUUGAGAAGAGCAAGAUUGAAAGAGGGAGGAGUGACAAAGGAAACUUUGUUCCAUCUAUGCCCUCGAUGGGUUCCAGCAGGUUUGAUAUCAGCGAUACUAACUCAUCAAUGGGUGGUGGCAUGAAAAUUAAUUCUUCUGGCUUUGGGCCGAGUGUUGAUGCGGAUAUCUUUAAACCCAAAGCUCGUGUUACCUCCACAGCAGUUCCUUCCAAGGGAGGCAUGCAAUUAGGCAAGUCAACUAAGACAAAUCAGUUCUUGGAGUCUUUGAGGGCAGAGGGUGAGGUCAUCGUUGAGGAUGUUGCCCCUGGACCAGUGCGAUCAGAAGCGGCUAUUGCGCCCAUCUAUUCUGAUCCUAUUAUGGUGGGUGUGGAGGAGAAGCUUGUUGUUGUUUUGAGGAAGGAUGGUGGGCUCGAGAAUCUUGAAGUACAGGGUAAUAUGUCUCUUGUGGUCCAGAAAGAAGAACAUGCCUUCAUUCGGGUUCAGGUUGAAUCAGGUGCUAAUAAGUUGUUCAACUUCAAGACGCAUCCAAAUAUUGAUAAAAAUCUCUACUCAGACAAAAAUAUUCUGGGGCUGAAGGACCCUAGCAGGCCGUUUCCCACAGGCAACCCCCUGGGCAUUUUGAGGUGGCGCAUGCAAAACAAGCAAGAGUCGCUUGUUCCUCUAAACAUCAAUUGCUGGCCUUCGGUAUCUGGUGGAGAAUCAUACGUGAACAUUGAAUAUGAGGCCUCUAGAGCUUUUGAUCUCCAGAACACCGUCAUCCAGAUCCCAUUGCCUGCACUUCGUGAUGUGCCAACGGUUAAUCAAGUUGAUGGUGAAUGGAGGUAUGAUUCCAGGAAUUCAUUAUUGGAGUGGACCAUCACGCUGAUUGACAAUUCCAAUAGGAGUGGAUCUAUGGAGUUUGUGGUACCUGCGGCAGACCCAAAUUCUUUCUUCCCAAUAGAUGUCAAGUUUACAUCGAACAAGACUUUCUGCGAUAUGAAGGUUGGAUCCGUGGUUGAAUGUCAAAGUGGUAAUACUGUCAAGUUUGGAAGACGGACGCAAUUGGUGGUGGAUAGCUAUCAAGUUGUAUAAACUUAAAACCAAACACACACAAUUUCACCAGCUAACCUGUAGUGAACCCUUGAGAAGAGAGGUGAUUAUCUCUUUUCUUUGUCCAAGACUAAGAUUGAUGCACCAGAUCAUGUAGAUCGCUGCUGGUAUAUUACCGGUUUUCAGCCUUGCUAUUCUACUGAAUGGUGAUUGAAUCAUAUUUGCUUCGGCGAUUUUCAUACACUAUACCUUUGUAGGUGAUGGUGCGUAUGCACUAAUGAUGGGUCGGGUAGAUGCAAAAGUGAUUUUGGUUAGGAUGGAUUAGUUGGAACGAGAGAAUACGGGUAUGUUUGGACUAGGUAGGAUAAUUGUGGCUGGAAAAGCUGAGCAUUUCUCUCCGCGAGGGUUUUGUUGAAUAUGGCAUCUGUGUAACUUUUUUUU